AUGCGAUACAAAAUAUUCAAGGAGAAUGUAGAGUACAUCGAGACUUUUAACAAAAUAGGGACUCGGUCUUACAAGCUUGGCAUCAAUCAAUUUGCUGAUUUGACUAACAAGGAGCUUCAGGCAUCUCGUGAUGGGUACCAGAUGUUCUCUUACCAAAAGUCACCUAAAGCGUCAUCAUUUAGGUAUGAAAAUGUGACAGCAGUUCCAUCAAGCAUGGACUGGAGAAAGAAGGGAGUUGUUACUGGUGUUAAGGACAAAGGCCAAUAUGAUGGCACAUGCAAUACCUCCCAGGCUGCCAAGAUUACAGGAUACCAGGAUGUUCUAGCCAAUAGCGAGUCAGCACUACUUAAAGCCUUGGCUAAGCAACCAAUAUCUGUUGCCAUUGAUGCUAGUGGAUCUGACUUCCAAUUCUAUUCGAGUGUUAUCUUCACUAGAGAAUGCGGGACUGAUCUAGACCAUGGCUUUACAACAGUCGGUUAUGGAACAGGUAGUGACGUUACCAAGUAUUGGUUAGUUAAGAAUUCAUGGGGAACAAGCUGGGGUGAGAAUGGAUACAUUAGAAUGCAAAGGGGCAUUGAUGCUGAAGAAGGCCUAUGUGGUAUUGUCAUGCAAGCUUCUUAUCCGAUUGCUUAA
This is a messenger RNA of Fraxinus pennsylvanica, 633 nucleotides long. Lineage: Eukaryota; Viridiplantae; Streptophyta; Magnoliopsida; Lamiales; Oleaceae. The record is from the annotation of a GenBank genome assembly.